AGGUUAUAGAAUAUCGAUAUAUAUCAUAUUAAAAUAUUAUAUUUUUAAAGAAAUACUAAUAUGAAAUCAACUCGUCAGAAAAAAGCUAGAAAAAAUUUAGGCUUUUUUAUUAAUAAUUUCAAAUUUAGAUCGCCGUUUCAAGUUCUUAUUGAUGGUACAUUUGCUUUGGCUGCUUUAGAGAAUAAAUUUAAUAUACAAGAUCAAUUAUCAAAAUAUUUUCAAUCUGAUAUAAAAUUAUUAACUACACCAUGUAUAAUUUUGGAAACAGAAAAAUUAAGUUCAUUUUCAAAAGCAGUUAAUGGUGCUAUGCAAAUUGUUAAACAAUAUCCUAUACAUAAAUGUGGACAUGAAAAAUACUCAAUUAGUGGUACAAAAUGUUUACAAUCUAUGAUUGGAAAAAAUAACUCAUUUAGAUAUAUUAUAGCUACACAAGAUAGAGAUCUUCAGAAUAGUUUAAGAAAAAUUCCAGGUGUUCCAAUAAUAUAUUUGCAUGGUAAAGCACCAACAUUGGAAGCACCUUCACAAGCUAGCCAUAAAUAUGCUGAAAAUAUUCGUAAAGGACUAGGAAUGACUGAGAGGGAAAAAGAGAAUAUUAAAAUAUUAAAAGAAACAGCUGGAAUAAUAGAAAAAACAGAAGUAAAAUUUAAAAAAAAGAAAAAAAAAGGUCCAAAUCCUCUUAGUUGUUUAAAAAAAAAGAAAAAAACACAAACAAACAUUUUAAAAAAUACUAAUGAGAAAAAUUCUGGUAAAGUUAAGAAAAAAACAAAAAUAAAAAUAGCAGCACAUAUUAAAGAAGCAUUAGUUGCAGAGAUAAAGAAUAAACUAGAAAAAACAAAAUGAGUUGAAAAUAAAUAUUUGUUCAAAAAAACUUGUAUAUGAAUAAAUUAUUAAAAUUA
Apis dorsata (giant honeybee) is the source of this 896-nucleotide messenger RNA. RefSeq names its product rRNA-processing protein UTP23 homolog. The coding region runs from base 61 to 840 and encodes 259 amino acids. Gene Ontology annotation, molecular function: small ribosomal subunit rRNA binding. The record is from RefSeq and is a predicted model, not a curated record. Gene Ontology annotation, cellular component: nucleolus; small-subunit processome. Lineage: Eukaryota; Metazoa; Arthropoda; Insecta; Hymenoptera; Apidae. The transcript has 3 exons.